Molecule: messenger RNA, 770 nt
Organism: Hemicordylus capensis (graceful crag lizard)
Lineage: Eukaryota; Metazoa; Chordata; Lepidosauria; Squamata; Cordylidae
Exons: 3
Coding region: 30-686 (218 amino acids)
Source: RefSeq, a predicted model, not a curated record
AUAUUCUGGAGCAAGAGCUCAAUGAGGAAAUGUUGGUGCCAAGAUCCCUUCCAGAACCUUGCAUCACCAAUGACAUUCUGGGGAGAGAGCUCAAUGAGGAAACGUCGGUGCCAGGAUCCCUUCCAGAACCUCACGUCCCCACUGAUAUUAUGGAGCAAGAGCUCAAUGAGGAAACGUCGGUGCCAAGAUCCCUUCCAGAACCUUGCAUCCACACUGAUAUUCUGGAGGGAGAACUCAAUGAGGCAACUUCAGUGCCAGGAUCCCUUCCAGCUUCUCAUGGCCCUGCUGCAUGUCUCCGCUCCCCUGGGUCCGGUUCAUUAUCAUCUUCUGCCUCGCUGGAAGUUGGCUCCAUCCCACCCUCCACCUCCACCUCUUCUUUCCUCCUGCAUCCCUCUUCCCCUCCUCCUUCUUCCCCACAUCCUCUAGAGCUGGAACUCAGCAAUGUAAAAGAAAUCCUGGAGAGUUUGAUGGAUUUGCAAUUCCAUCAGCUGAAUGACCGCCAAAGACACCUCCGCAUCUGCCAGGGAUGUUUGCAAAACCUCAAGGCACUGAGGGGAGAUCUCCGAAGACUGCAGAGCAGACUGACAAGGGUGGAAGCCACUAUGGGGAUCCUGGUUCCUCCAAGGGAGCUGGAUGUUGAGGAGGAAAAAGAGGAAGACAAAAACCAGAUAGUGCUUCAUCCAUAGGUAGCAAUAAAAUGCUGAAUAUUUAUUUAUUUAAAAAUAUUAAACAUUUGUUUUAAUAGGAUAGGAUGUAGAGAUAAAACAGCA